Molecule: messenger RNA, 4627 nt
Organism: Cygnus olor (mute swan)
Lineage: Eukaryota; Metazoa; Chordata; Aves; Anseriformes; Anatidae
Gene: RXFP1
Product: relaxin family peptide receptor 1
Exons: 19
Coding region: 869-3166 (765 amino acids)
Biological process (GO): G protein-coupled receptor signaling pathway
Cellular component (GO): membrane
Molecular function (GO): G protein-coupled receptor activity; protein binding
Source: RefSeq, a predicted model, not a curated record
UUUGCUGUUUUAUGUAUUCUUAUUAUGAAUGUAUAAGAAAUGUAGAAUAUGAAAGAUCUCAGUGGAUUUUCCAUACAGUAAGUGUUUGCAACAAAAUUAACUUUAAUGAGUAUCCUUGCUAAAGGCCCUUGAAAAAGAGGAAGGCAUUAGCUGGAAGUGACAAUCCCCAUUGGAGGCAGAGCAUCAGAAAAUAUAUGUGGGUGGUAUGUGUUGCAUUUUGGUGCUUUUCUGCUUACUCUGAGGUAGAAAAUCUUGACUUUUUUUUUUUUUUUAGCAGUGGGUCAGACUUUUUUUAAGAAACAGCUCACUUAUUUCAUUGUAUUAUCAGGUUAAAAUAUUCCAAAACCAUACAAAUUCCAAUCUUAAAUGGAGGUGACUAAAUCAGAAGCAGAAGGCCACAAAGGAAGCUGUAAUAGAAAAAUAUAGAAAAAUAGAAAAAAAAUAUAGAAAAAUAGAAAAAACAUUCUCUGGAACUUUUCUCUAGAGCAUCUGUUCUGUCUCAUCCUGCAGUAAAGAGCAGCAGCUUUCCCUAGGGUGGACCUGUGUCCAUGCACACAGCCCAGCCCUUGCCUGCCACCAGACAGAGCAGACCACGGCAUGUAAAGAAGAGCCUGAGGAGCUGGGGUGCCCCCUGAAACUUUCUCCCAGAUCUCUGCUGCGGGGUUUGUGUCUGUGUGCCAGGGAGGGGGGAGAGAAGGAGACCUAGUGCAAAGGAGAGCAAGCAAGGAAGCCAGGAGAGAGAAGGGAGCUUGCUUCAUGCACUGCUGAAGACUGUCAGAGGCAGAGCGCACCAGCAGCUCACUGGCUGGGGUGCAAUUUAAGGGACGCCGUUUAUUGACUUUAUUCAUUAAAUUGCUGAGGGACAGAUAUGACAUCUGACUACUGCUUCUAUAUAUUCUUGCUUAUUGGAACAAAGGUCAUUUGUGACUCCUUGGAAGAUCAUGUUUCUGGAGGCGGUGCCACCUGCCCUCUGGGCUAUUUUCCAUGUGGCAAUAUCACCAAGUGCUUGCCCCAACAACUUCACUGUAAUGGUGAGGAUGACUGUGGGAAUCAUGCUGAUGAAGACAACUGUGAAGACAACAAUGGUUGGUCUCUACAAUUUGACAAGCAUUAUGCAAAGGACAAGUACAAUAAAAUGAAAUCUCUGUAUGCAUUUCAGACCAAGACACCUGAGUGUUUGGCUGGUGCUGUGCCAGCAGAAUGUGUGUGCCAAGGGCUGGAGAUCUUCUGCGAUGCUGUCAAACUGCGUGCUGUCCCUUCGGUCUCUUCAAACAUAACUAUGAUGUCUCUUCAGAGGAAUCUGCUAAGGAAACUUUCUGCUGAUGUUUUCAAGAAAUACCGAGACCUUAAAAAUCUGUAUCUUCAGAAUAAUAAAAUCAGAGCUGUGUCCAAACAUGCUUUCAAAGGUUUAUACAACUUGACAAAACUAUACCUGAGUAACAACAAGUUAACCAAUUUGAAGCCUGGCGUCUUUGAAGAUCUCCAUAAACUUGAAUGGCUGAUAAUUGAAAAUAAUAGAAUAAAUCGGAUCUCUCCAUUAACAUUUUACGGACUCAAAUCACUUAUUCUCCUAGAAAUGAUGAAUAAUUCUCUUGCUCGUUUGCCUGACAAACCUCUGUGCCAAUAUAUGCCAAGACUAAACUGGCUAGACCUUGAAGGCAACCAUAUCCAUCAUUUAAGAAAUAUCACUUUUUUCUCCUGCAACACUCUAACUGUACUGGUGAUGAGGCAAAAUAAAAUCAGCUCUUUAAACGAAAACAGUUUUUCUUCUCUCCAGAUGUUAGACGAAUUAGACUUGGCUAGCAACAAGAUUGAAUCACUUCCUCCAUAUAUAUUUAAGGAUCUAAAGGAGCUUUCACAACUGAACCUUUCUUAUAACCCAAUCAAGAAAAUUCAAAUAGACCAGUUUGAUUUUCUAACUAAACUCAAAUCCCUCUUGGAGGGCAUUGAUAUUGCAAACAUCCAGAGAAGAAUGUUCAGGCCCCUUAGAAACCUCUCCCACAUAUAUUUUAAGAAAUUCCAGUACUGUGGAUAUGCCCCUCAUGUGCGCAGCUGUAAGCCUAAUACCGAUGGGAUUUCAUCCCUUGAGAAUCUCUUAGCUAGCAUUAUACAGAGAGUGUUUGUCUGGGUUGUAUCUGCCAUCACUUGCUUUGGAAAUAUUUUUGUUAUCUGUAUGAGGCCUUACAUCAGAUCGGAAAAUAAGCUCCACGCCAUCUCAAUAAUGUCUCUCUGCUGUGCUGACUGUCUGAUGGGAAUAUAUUUAUUUGUGAUUGGAGCUUUUGAUCUUAAAUAUCGUGGAGAAUACAACAAGCACGCUCAGUUGUGGAUGGACAGUAUUCAUUGUCAAUUGGUGGGAUCGCUGGCUAUUCUGUCUACAGAGGUGUCAGUAUUACUAUUGACAUACCUGACUUUGGAAAAAUACAUCUGCAUAGUUUAUCCUUUUAGGUGUUUGAAGCCCAGAAAAUGCAGGACAAUUUCCAUUUUAGUUCUUAUCUGGAUAAUUGGGUUUGUUGUUGCUUUUAUUCCACUGAGCAAUAAGGAAUUUUUCAGGAACUACUAUGGCACCAAUGGCGUCUGUUUUCCUCUUCACUCAGAGCAAUCAGAAAGUACAGGAAGUCAGAUUUAUUCUGUUGUCAUUUUUUUAGGUGUAAACUUGGCUGCUUUUAUCAUCAUUGUGUUUUCCUAUGGAAGCAUGUUCUACAGUGUUCACCAAACAGCUAUUAUGGCUACUGAAAUUCGGAAUCAUAUCAAAAAAGAGAUGACCCUUGCCAAACGUUUUUUCUUCAUUGUAUUUACUGAUGCGCUAUGUUGGAUACCCAUUUUUAUUUUGAAACUCCUUUCUUUACUUCAAGUAGAAAUACCAGGUACCAUAACGUCUUGGGUGGUGAUUUUUAUCUUGCCAAUAAAUAGCGCUUUGAAUCCUCUUCUCUACACUUUGACUACCCGACCUUUCAAGGAAAUGAUUCACCAGGUUUGGUAUAACUACAGACAGAGAAGAUCCAAGAGAGGCAAAGGCAGUCAGAAAACAUACGGCCCGUCAUUCAUUUGGGUAGAGAUGUGGCCAGUGCACGAAAUCACACCAAAGCUAACAAAGCCUGUGCUUUGUACGGACUCUUCUGAUGCGUCUGUGACUACACAGUCAACGAGACUAAAUCUGUACAUGUAAAUACGUUUUGAAUCUUUACAGUGACAUCUGCACUGUUAGCUUCACAUCCGUGGACUUGCUGCUUUACAGUAAUGAGUCAAAAUGAGGGAGGUAUGAUGGCUGGACUCCCGUGCACCGGAACACACAGCAGGACGAAGUGAGAGCAGUGUGGCUGCUUGCAGGUAGAACCAAUAAAAAUAAAAUUAUUUUCAUCUUGCAACAGUUCCUGACAUUUUGACAGCUCAUCCUGGUUCAGAAUCAAUCUUUUUUUUUUUUUUUUUGCCUCCAACAAGACAGAAGUGUGGAAAAAAGCAUGAACUAUGACUUAAAAUAUCUCAUACUAAAAUCAAAAUGUUUCAAAAUCAUCUCUUUGAAAAAAAAGGCUAUUUUCAAUAAACUUUUUUUUUUAAAUCCCCAUUUCACCAGCUGUUUUUUUCAGAGUUGAUUGGUUUCAUCAUUCAGAAAAUUAUUUUCCCUUUAAAAUUUCUGACUGGCAGACUGCAUACAGCUCUUAAAAGCUCUAGGGAACAAUAGCACUAAGAAAAUAUUUUUAUUUCAUAAUUAGAUGAGUUUAUUGUAGUUGUAAAAGCCAAACAAGUGAACGUUAUUCUUUUAAAAAAUAUAUUAACUAUUUUAAUCAUAUAAAUGAUCCUGAAAUGGUAACAAUUGUUCUAAUUCAAGCAGAACCAGAAUUGUUUUUAAAACAAAAUGAGUUUCUCAACAGUGUCCUCCAACUGUAGCUGGUGGAAGUUUUUCCUUCAGAAGAGCAUCCUUCCCCGGGAAGACCGGAGUGAGUAUCCUUCCCAACAUCUUGAUGCUGCUCUUUUCCUCACCACUUCUUUAUGGGCUUCCCUACGUAGUUCCCCACAGCCUGCACACUUCAACAGAUUUUAAACUCUUUGCAUAUUGAAUAACAAGAGUGUCAAAUAGAUGAUGAUCAAUAUUAAUAGGUGUCAUAACAUCUACACUUUAAUCGCCUUGUACAUCUGAUUGGAUGCAGUACGGUUAAAAUAAUUUUGGAGCACCGCCAUUCUGCACUUUUUGGGCAGCAUUGGGCUUCCCAGUGUAAAUAUUUUUUCCCCUUUUCCCAAAGCAAAAUGAUUUUGUCCCACAUGAAAUGAACCUCUAUACCAAAAAGAGAAGUGCAAGGCAGAGGCAGUUCCUUUGCAUAUACUUAGUGAAGAGAAUCUUUUCUGUUAUGAGUAUGAAUUCCCAAGUUGUUGUAGUACCAUGCUCACAACCCAAAGGCCUGGAGCCCAAGGUGGUGAAAGAAAUUCUUUUGCAUUGAUGUUUUGAAGCUUUUUAAAAGAUACUUCCAAUGUUUGCACUUAACUUCUUAAUAAUGUAAGAAGUAGAACUAAAAACAGUGUGACGCACACUUUGACUGUUUACAGAACUUUGGAUUAUCUUGAAAUCAAAAGUUAUUCAUCCUGUUUCCACAACUGUACGUUUUAUUGAAAUAAUAAAAGAUUAUCUGCUGAU